Molecule: messenger RNA, 2649 nt
Organism: Dromaius novaehollandiae (emu)
Lineage: Eukaryota; Metazoa; Chordata; Aves; Casuariiformes; Dromaiidae
Product: apoptosis-associated speck-like protein containing a CARD
Exons: 13
Coding region: 1894-2352 (152 amino acids)
Biological process (GO): regulation of apoptotic process; innate immune response; inflammatory response
Cellular component (GO): canonical inflammasome complex
Source: RefSeq, a predicted model, not a curated record
GUGAGAUCUUCCUUCUCCUCUGGCUCUCCAGGUGGGAUUUGGCUUCUUCAGCUCUCCUGGUGGGAUUCACACCUGUUCUUCCAGUUCUCCAGGUGGGAUUCAUCUCCAAUUCUCCUGGUGGGAUUCAUACUUGAUUUUUUAGGUGAUGUUUAUCUUCUUCAACUCUUCAGGUAGGAUUUACCCUCUCCAAGUUUCUGGGUAGGUUGUAUCUCCUCCCGCUUCCCAGGGGAGAUUCAGCUCCUCCAGCGCUCGUGGUGGGAUUUGGCCCCUCCAACCCUUGCGGUGGGAUUCAGCCCCAGCUUUAGACACCAAAACUCCUUCCAGCUCCCAGUACUGCCUCGUCCUUCCAGUCAGUCAUCUCUGUCGGGUCUUGGUGGGCUCCUCCGUUUCCGAAGUACGUGUGGUCCCUCGGACACGUGGUCCCUUGGACACAUGAAGCCUCCAACACGUUGUCACUUCAAUGCAUCUCUAUGGACUCUCAGCCAACAAGGAUGCGAUCUACCAGCUGAGUUGCUCCCAGAUCAUGUUUUUACUUCUUCUGGUGCUCAGUCUGGCCCUGUUUUUGGUUCUUUUUGACUGCUGAGGGUGCAGAAGAGCUGCUUGGACCCUCCUAGUUGGAGCAGCUACCUUUCUCCUCCUGGCUUUGUCCCAACAAGUGACGUCCACCUCCUUGCACGUGCGUUUUCUGAGGAACGAAACGCCCUGGAGCCAUGGCUCGGUUUGACCUAGGUCACUUGGAGAAGGAGCCGGGACUUCCCAAGCCAAAAGCGGGGCAGAAAUAAUGGGUGUGAAACCUAGUCCUCUUUCCUUGCACCCCCUCCCUGGGACGGAGGUUGGAGGGGGGUUAAGGGUGUCCUCUUGGGUUGGGGUCCUCGUCCCACGUCGCGCCGCUGUAACGGGUUUCCCACCGGUUUCCUCUCUGCGUCUCCUUCCAGAAAUGAGCAGAAGCAACAAUUGUGGCUUUUCUCUGGUGGCAGCAAGAGAAGCAGAAACCCACGGAGGAGCUGAAGUUGUGUCCUGGGUGCAGCAAGAUGCUGCGCUGACGGUGAUGUCCAGGUUUGGCUUUUCAUCCAGCUCCGAGGAGGACUCAUCUAAUCCCGAUGUUUCCCUGGUGGCCCGACGCAGGGAGGAGGACAGCUGUGGCCGCUGUCAGAGGGACAAGUAUCUCCCAGAAGCGACUGUGCCAGAGAUCAUUUGAGAUGAGGGUGACAAGAAAGCCUACAGAGUUUCCCUCCCUGGUGCCAGCUUGUUUCGGUGCGCUGAGACCUAUCUGUGCUUCGACGUGAAGGCGGUGGUUACCCUGAGCUACGAGUACGGCUCCUGGCAGCAGCACCUGUGGGGAGCUGACGCGGAGAGAUGGACCUUCGUCGGCCCGUUCAACAUCUGGGUGGAGCCGGCUGGCGCCGUGGGUGCCGUCUACCUGCCACACUUCGUGUGCCUCGGAGGCCAAGACGACGCUUCCAAGAUGCGAACUGGCCGCUUCAUGGAUGGGAAGCUGAUCCUGGAGAUGCCGGCGGAGGUGUAGCCGUUCCACACGGUGCUGGAAGACCCCAGCUUCUCCUUUCUGGGGGUGCUUUGGAGGAAGGUGGCUUCGCUUCUCCAUUUGCCUCUCCACUCCCUUGUGCUGAUCUACCACGCCACCAGGAACGAACCUGUCACCCUCCAUCUCUACUUGAUCCCCGAUGACCGCUCCAUAAAGCAGGCAAUCGAAGAGAGGGAGAAGUCAUCCAUGUCCUACCGGGUGGAUAAACCGCCGUUGACCAAGCUCUCAACUGCGGGAGGUCCUACGUUGUUUCUGGCUCCGCACCCGCAGCCGUACACCCCAAGAUCCUGGACUUCCAUCUCAGAGGGGCAGAAAAGCAGCAGAUCUUCAGUGAAAUCUACCUUAGUGUCAUGGUAGAGGAAGUCAAACUCAGCUUGAAAGACAAAAGGAAGGACAAGUGCGUGUGGCACGCGGUGCUGCGAAGAGGAGACAUCGCACCCAGCGGGGCGGGCGCAGAUGCACCGCGCGCCAGUUGCCGGCCCCCCAGAUCGCGGCGCAGCCGGCCAGGCUGGGCAGACAGAGGACAAAUCCCAGGAGCCUCCGCGACGACGACAGAGAAGCACUUCCUGGAUCUGCACCGAGUGGAGCUGAUCAACCGCGUCGUCGAAGUGAAGGGCGUCCUGGACCUCCUGCUCGGGGAUGUUCUGGACUUCGAGCAAUACCAAAGGAUCCUGGCGGAGAAAACGUCCCACAGCAGGAUGCGCGAGCUGUUCAAGCUGAUGCCGAGCUGGACUCCCUGGUGCAAGGACCGCAUCUACGAGGCCCUGAAGGAGAAGCACCCACACCUCGUCGAAGAUCUUGAGAAGUAACCAAUGCUGCUCCUCAAUACGGUCUUCCGUGGAGGAGCAAAGUCCCUCAGGCAGCUCACAAGUGACCUCACCAAUGGCAGCAUCACCGCAGGAUCAACGGCUUGCUGAGGUCGGAAAGCACCUCUGGAGAUCACCUACCCCCACCGCCUUUUUUAUAGCAAGGUCACCUAGAACAGGUUGCCCAGGACCAUGUGUGGUCGCAUUUGGAAUAUCUCCAAGAAUGGAGACUCCACAACCCCCCUGGGCAACUUGGUCCAGUGUUUCCAUCACCCUCACAGUAAAAAAUCUUAUGUUUAA